AUGGUGAAGUUUCUGAAGCCAAACAAGGUGGUGGUCCUCCUCCAAUGCUGCUAUGCCGGCUGCAAAGCGGUGAUCAUCCGAUUGUUUGAUGAUGGCACCCGUGACAAUCCGUACGGGCACUAUUUGGUUGCGAGGAUAGCCAAGUACUCGGAGAAGGUGAUCCGCAAGGACUCCACCAAGAAGACCGCGAAGAAGUCCCACAUGAAGGCCUUCAUCAAGCUGGUGAACUACAACCACAUUAUACCCAUGCGGUACACCCUCGACGUUGAUCUCAAGUACAUCAUCACGCUCAAAACCUUUCAAUCCUGCGACAAGAAGGUUGCCGCCACCAAAGAAACCAAGGCCAAGCUCGAGGAGAGAUUCAAGACCGGCAAGAAUAGGUGGUUCUUCAUCAAGCUCAGCUGGAGUGAAGAAGGCUUCAGGACCCCACCGGUGGACGAAGAUCUCAUGUCCAAGAAUUGUUUGGGCACGGCGGUAGAGGAACCAUUGCUGGGCAUUGUGUUUUCUUUGUCGUGGGAAACGACAUUCUGUUUCAUCUUGGGGAUGAAAAUCUGCUUGUUGCUAAAUGCGGCGAUGGCAUUCUGGCGCAAAAGAACAUCCUAA
This is a messenger RNA of Malania oleifera, 603 nucleotides long. RefSeq names its product large ribosomal subunit protein eL27x-like. Gene Ontology annotation, cellular component: ribosome; cytosolic large ribosomal subunit. The record is from RefSeq and is a predicted model, not a curated record. Gene Ontology annotation, molecular function: structural constituent of ribosome. Bases 1 to 603 code for a protein of 200 amino acids. Gene Ontology annotation, biological process: translation. NCBI's taxonomy places the organism in Eukaryota, Viridiplantae, Streptophyta, Magnoliopsida, Santalales, Ximeniaceae. The transcript has 2 exons.